Molecule: messenger RNA, 1149 nt
Organism: Danio rerio (zebrafish)
Lineage: Eukaryota; Metazoa; Chordata; Actinopteri; Cypriniformes; Danionidae
Source: RefSeq, a predicted model, not a curated record
GCGCCACUGCCUCGCCACAGUGUAUCGGUGAGUUUUUAAAAACUUUCAAAGCAUUUUCUCAAAAUAUCUAUCAAAUUAAGAUUCGUCACCAAGAGUCAUCCCAUUUGCUGAAACAGAGAAAGCUGAGACCAAAUUAACACUUCAAAUCAGUCCAGAGUGGAUGAAAACGACCCAACAGCAUGCAAUGUUUAACUGAGUGUGGAGAUGAAAACAGCGUGACUGUGCAGAAAAGCGCUGACAGAGGCGUUCAGGCUGUGCUUUAAGUUAACACAGACAUAUAUUAAACCAUCUGAGACGAGGAUCGAGAGAAGAAGACAUGAAGAAAACAACCACAGACACGCCAGCCAAGGUGCUGAAGGUGCUAGAUGUGAGUUCUGGAGACUCUCACAGCGCUGGAAUCCAGCCAAUAACCUUUGUCAGACAGGUCAUCACUGGAUGUUUGUAUCCCAGGAUUCUCCAGGGUGACACACUUCCUCCUGACGCUCGUCUGAGAGCUCAAACACUCCUACAGCACCUGGAUGGAGGAAGCACAGGAUCGUAUACUGAGUCCUGUGGAUCAAUGUAUGUGAGAAACACCAUCGCCAGGUCCAUUUCUCUGCGGGACGGAGGAGUGUUGUCCCAUCCUGAUAGAGUCUUCAUCACUGCGGACACACAGAGGGCGUUAAUGGUGAUGCUGCGUCUGCUGUGUCAGUCAGAGGGCGUGUCUGCAGUCAUGAUUCCAGACCCCGCCCCUCACACUCUGACACGCCUCCUGGACCAUGUGGGCAUAGCGUCAGUGUCCUUUCGUCUGCAGGAGACGAGUGGGUGGAGCAUAGACAGGGCGGAGCUAAACAGAGCUAUACAGGCCUCCAGGGGGCGGUGCUCUCCUCGCGCUAUUUACAUCAGUAACCCUGGCAACCCUACAGGAGCAGUUCAGAGUCGCGAGAGCAUCGAGGACGUGAUUCGAUUCGCUCAUGAUGAACGACUCUUCCUAUUGGUCAAUGAGGAGUAUCAGAACACAGUGUUUGCAGACGGAUGUGAGUUUGUGUCCUAUAAGCGAGUUCUGGCAGAGAUGGAUGAGGAGUUUUCACAGAGUGUUCAGCUGGCCUCGCUGCAUUCACUGUCCAACGGCAUCAUGGGAGAGUGAGUUUCAUUUAUUCAUUCAUUCAU